ACCCGGUCCGUCGUUCGAAUCACCAGCUUCGUCGCUGAGCCGGCGUCUUCUUCCUCCUCGGCUAUCGCCCCCUUCGUUGGAAAGCUCACAAAGUUCCAAUCUUCUCCCUCGCCCAUCCUUUUUCGCGGAAAAAAUUCAUAGUUUUCUCGCAUGGAGCAAUGGAGAGAGUGAGAGCGAGCGAACGAGCUCCAAUAGGGUGAACAUGCACCGUCUGUUCGUCUAGCGCUAACCAUAGGCCCCUGCUGGGAGUGCGGAGGAACCCUAACCCUAGCUCGCGGACGAUCGAGUUUCUCGCCAUUUCCUCCGCCGCAGAUCCGGCCUAGCGUAUCUAUCUUACCUUUCUGAAUCGAUCUGUAGAUCUGUAGCCCUUCGCCGUCGUAGGCCCUCGAUUCUCAUUACCUUGAGUUUCCUUGUGCUGACUUGUCUUAGUUUAGCUGGCUGAGCGGGCAAUUCCACUAUCUUUAGCUCCAAUUUGGUAUCGGAAGCUUAGGAGUCGGUUUGUAUUUGAAAUGCUGGGAGUUGGGUGUAUGCUUUACUGUUGUUGUACGGUUGUAGCGAGGGUUUUGGUUGAUUGCUCAGGCGAGGCUAGAUGGAUACCUUGGUUACGUGGUUUCGGUUUCCGUUUUUAGUGCAAUUAACAUUUUUUUUUUUUGCCUCCUUGCUAUUUGAACUGUUUUGCUAACUAGCAAUUUAUAUGCUCUUUUGAGUUACGACUUCUGACAAAACUUUGAACUGGUUCUGAUAUUGGAAGCUAAACUUGCCAUAUUGUUCUUCUCUUGUAUCCUAAAGCUUCAGCUACUCUGUUCCUCCUUUUCGUGACAUAUUGACAAAAAGAAGGUGGUUCUUUAUCAUGCUAGGAACGAAUCUCAAGAAGGUUCUCUUGUGGGAUUAGUGAGCAGAGGAAAUAUGCUAACUGUGUAACACAAAGAUAAAUGGAGCUUUUAGAAUCCUUAUGAUCUUGAUUCAGGAAAGAGCAUGCAGCAUAAAGGGCAUUGUGGUGCUGUUAUGGGCACCUGUCUAGAAAAAUACAAGUCUGCACGAUCAAAAGUCAUUGUUGUUUUCCUUUCAAGAAGAUGCUCAUGCUUGCUAUAUUUUGCAUCUGAUUUUCAUGAUCAUUCUGAGGGGAAACAAUGCAACUCAUCCACAAAAUUGCAGUUGGCACUAAAUUCAUUUGAAGAUUCCCUCUGAUUCUUUGGUUUUUUGGACUUCUUAUAAAAUUUCUCUGUUGUAGAUCACUGCUUCCUCAAAGAUACCUGCCUUGUGUGACACUUUAUAAUCCAAGACACCAUCUUCUUUAUCUAUAUGCAGUUGUGGCAACAACAAUUGUUAUCUAAGGAGCUCCAACUCCAAGAGCUUCGGAGACGGCACCACCUUCAGCAGUUGGAUCAUGAAGCGAGACAACUGGUUCCACAGAGACAGAUGUCAUUUGUAGGAAAAUCUGCCACAGGAGAUCAGUUAACUGCAAUGCGUAGUGAAAUGUCAAUCAACAAUGCAUAUAACUACAUGUGGACAAAUAAUUUUCCUGGAGACCUGUCCAACUUACCAUCUACCUAUGAGAUGGUUAUUGCUGGCAAUAUGAACUUGGUGCAGCCUAGUCACCCAACAGCUUUACAGAACCUUGGCAAUGGUGAUGGUACACCGAAUGACUGCAGUCGAGCAAUGCGAUCCAUGGGAUUUAUGCCACAGCAGAAUGAUCAUUUUAUUCAUGGCUUGCCUGUUCCAGGCACUAGCAGUUUAGACCAAUACUCUCACUUCUUAGAAUUGUCUAAUAAUUGCAACAAUUUGAUAACUAAUUCAGAUGCAACCGUUGAAGCUAAGUCAUCGAAUCCGUCUACUAUUCAAUCUGGUCCAGAAUCAACUCAACGAGGAUUCUUACACGACAACACAUUGGAUAUACAUAAUCUACAAGACAGAAAUGCAUAUGUAAAAUCUCCUAUGCAAGAUCUAGCUAAUGGUGUUACAGUUGGAAAGUUUCAACAAGCUAGCAAUCUGCAUCUCCAUGAUCAGUUUCAGGAAUUUCAUGGUAGGCAAGAACAAGAUGCUAUGUCUACUAAUUUACAGGGGAAGCAAGUAUCAGAACUUGGGAAUUCGCCAAAUGUUGCUUGUUUAGAUCCAAUGGAACAAAAGCUGUUGUUUGGCACAGAUGCUGAUAAUAACUGGGGAGUUUUAUUUAGUGGAAGCCUAAUGUCUGGCAUGGGUGGAAAUGUGCAUGCACAACAAGUAGAUAAUGAUCAUUAUGGUGCAUUUCCUUCUAUUCAAAGUGGGAGCUGGAGCGCUCUUAUGCAAGAGGCUGUUCAAGCUUCCACUAGCUAUAAAGGGCAGGAAGAGUGGAGUGGGUUGAGUAAAACUGAACCAAUAAGAACACUUUUGUGUGCAACUGAUGAUGGGAAACAAUCAAUUGGCUUGGAUGAUGACAGCUCUUACAAUCAAGUUUCGUUGAUAGCACAACCUUUUGCAACUCCAAGCUCCUUGACUGGCAAUAAUCGUCUUCUCUUGAAGACUGCUCAUGAAGAAAAUAGUACGGCAACAACUGAGGCUUCCCAUGCGUGUCUAAGGUCUUCCUUGCAAGAAACCAAUAGCAAAGAGUUUGGAAAUAGUCAGAAUCAAUCCAGGCUAGUAGAAGGUGGUGUUGAAGUUAGGAUUUCUUCAGCUAGUGAGAAUGAAACCAAACUUAUAGGUGCUAUUCAAGCUAAAAUUCCUUUUUCUAUUGGAAUAUGGGAUGGACAGUCCAUUGAGCAGAACCAUAACACUUCAGAGGACGUUCAGUUAAAGUCACAAGACAAUGGAAAUGGUAAUCUUGGCCAACAGAACUUGCUCUUAUCCAAUGUUUCUUUUCAGCCUGUCAAUAGCUUAGGUCGCUGGAUUUCUAGUCAUGCAAUGGAAUCGAGAGGUGACACUCCUUCAAGUUAUGAUAGGAUCCCUGAAAAUCAUGUUGAUCAGGAUGCUGAAACACAAUUUGUCAAACCAAAUAUUGCUUGUCUCAAGAUGCAAUCAGAAGAUUCAUUAGCAGGAAAUUUAGGGUCUGUUAGGCACCCAAAUUCCCUAAAAUUGAAACAAAACAUGCAUCAACAAGUUAUGGAUGAACAAAAAUCUGUUUUUGGAAGAAGUUUUGCCUGCAAUAUGUAUGUGACUUCUGACGUUGUCAAAGAUGAUGAAGAAAAUCAGACUCAUAGUGAUUUGUCAACUACUCCUGCAGCAGAAGUAUUGAGCCAUAACUUUGGAAGCCAGAAUUCAAUUCAUCAUGGCCAACUUUCAAUGGGACCUAACAUCUUUCAGAACUCAGCUGGUAAUUUGAAGAGGAAAGCUGAGCCUUCUUUCCAACCAAAUCACCAUUUAAACUUACAAAGUCUACCCAACUCAGUUUUCAGUGGAUCAAAUAACAUAGGCCAAUCAUUCAAUGGGAAUUCACAUUUUGCUGGUCAUGUUGUUGGCAACAAUCCAAAUGACACUAGUGAGGGGGUUCGAGUGGAAGCUGAGCAGCCAUCUAUAGAUGCAAGACCUCUCCACCCCUCUAGCAGUUCUUAUGAUGAAUCAAGAGCUCAAUAUACACAGAAUCAAACCAUUUCUCAAGCAAGCAAUAAUAUGCUUGAGCUUCUUUACAAGGUUGAUCAGUCAAGGAAUGAGAAUUCUGUGAAUGCAUCUGAUAAGGCCAUACUAGUUGUUGCCGAUGUUCCUGCUGCCAGAGUUCACUCUGAUUGCUCUUCUAACUCAAGAGGGUUUGGAUUGCAUCUGGCUCCUCCAUCUCAGAGGCAAUCACUGCCUGACAAAGACCCAAUUUAUCAGAAUCUCUUGAAUGGUGAUAUGCUUGGACAAUCAGGCUAUGUAGAGGCUGGAUAUCAGGAUCAGUCGCAGUCUAGUCAUACUUCUUUAGGUCAACCUUUGCCUCCCCUUGAUGAAGCAUCUGAAACAGCUAAUGGGCAUAAGAUUUCCAGCCUACCAAGAGAACAAGAGAAUGAACACUUGGAAGCAAACAAGUAUUUUAACUCAUCAUCAGUCACUGCUUCUGAUUUUCCUUUAGCACAAAAUCAUCAGCAAGAGCAUCUCCAAUUUCCGCAACAAGAUCGUUCUGGUGUACAAGGUCGCCUACAGCAGCAGCAAGGUCAUAUUUCUAACAGAAACCAAGAUAACGAAGGUGCACUCAUGAAGCAGCCAGAAGAUUCUAAUAAUACAGCUGUAGCUGGCGAAUCUUUUCAGGCAUUGCCUAUUUUGUCUAGUAGAUUUUCAGCUUCUGGAGUUGCUUCCAAUGCUCAAAAUCAUAUAACUUGUGGUUCACAAUUUUUCUCUGGAAGGGCAGAUCACAUGAAACCAACAUUUGCAGAAUUUUCUCAAAUUACAAGUUUUGGCCAUCGAUUACCCUCUGUAGACACAAAACAAGUUUUACAAUCUUCAGAAUCAGUUAUGUCUAACCAAGCUGGCUUCUCAAAGCUGCAUAAUGUGUGGACGACUAUAUCAGCUCAACGACGUCAAGCUGGCAUCACUCCUAUACUUGCUCCAAAUGUACUUCAGUCCAUAAUAAAUCAUGGAAGGGAUAGGAGUUCGUGGGGCAUGCCAAAGGCUCACAGUCAAUUGAACAAGGAAGAAAGUGCUCCUGAACUUAGCACUUGUUCUUCAAACUCACGGAAAGAAGAGAAUUCAGCUCAUGUCAAAUCCUCAAAUAUACUCGAAGAGAAGAUGGAUGUUGUUUCAAGGGCAAGUAAUAUGUUCCAAGGGGAAGAAACAGCAACCUUAGAUGGAGGUUCUAGCGUUUCAGUAUCAUCUCUUGUCUCUCUGCAUCAGCAGGAUGUUAACAAGGCUAAACAUGAACACAAUCUAGCUCUUAGAUCUCAAGACUUGCUUUCUUCUCUAACAAGUGUUAUUUCUUUUAGGAGCAGUGGCAUUUGUGAACACAUGCCAAAGCCCUCAGAUGGUCAGCAGAAAAACUAUUCCUUUCUCCAUCAAAUACAGUCCACAAAGGCUUCUGAUUCUGAUAUGAACACAUUGGCAGAAAACAUGCUGAGAGGAACAUCUUUUAAUACUCCACAAAUGAACUUAAAUGUAAAUCAGAGAUUUAAUCACAGGGAUAAUCCACAUUCUAGAUAUCUCCCUGAUGUUAAAGUUGUGGAAGCUUCUUAUGUUUCAGAUGCCCAAAUGUUAAACUCUAACUCAAAUGUCCAUAAAGACAAAGAUCCUAGAACAUCAACAGCAGGACAGGAUGACCUUCAAACACAUAUUCAUCCCCUCUGCACAAAUUCUACAGCUACUGCAUCGGGGGGUAAUGAUUGCACACGCAUUAGUCCUCACAUUGUUCCUACCUUGUUUGAGCAUUAUGGAAUCUACCAAAAUGGCAAGAUGGUUGCUCUUUAUGAUGCUCAAAAGAGUGUAACCACUUCAACACAGCAGUACUCACUCCAAAAUGUUACUGCAGGGAUGGAAGAUAGUGUUAUAGUCGAACAAAGACUUGAUAACAUCCAUGCUGGUGGUUACAGGGAAGGUACAUUGUCCUCCAAGAUAUCACCCAAUGAAUCAUCACCCUUGUUACCAAACACCAGUGACCAUGGUGCAAUUUUAAGACCAAAGAAACGUAAAGGUGUGACAAUGGAUAUGCCUUGGCAUAAGAUUGUCACUGAAUCCCUACAGAGCUUGGAAAGCAUAAGUAUGGCAGAGUUGGCUUGGAAUCUGUCUGCUGAUAGAUUGAUGGAGAAGGUAGAUGAUGAAGCUGAAGCUGUGGAAGAUGGUCCAUCAUUUCCUCAUUCGCGAAGAAGGCUAAUCCUGACAACUCAGCUGAUGCAGCAACUUGUUCCAGCUUUACCAUCUGAAUUGCUGAACAGAAAGGCAACUUCAGCUUAUCAAAGUUUGUCUUUUGUUGUAGCUAAAUCAGCACUCGCAGAUGGAUGUAGCAUAGUUCCUUCCUCAAAAAAUGAUUGGCAUGAACCGUUGGUAAAGCAAAAUAUGAUGCUUGGACAGCUUGGGACUUCAAACAAGUUCACAGAGGAUUCUGUUACAAAAUUUAAUAAACUUCAAGCUGAUUUCUCAAGGAUGGAGAAGGAAACUUUUCUAUUAGAUGUACGGUUGGAAUGUCAAGAAUUAGAGAGGUUCUCCAUAGUCAAUAGGUUGGCAAAGUUUCAUGGUCGAACUCAUCCUGAUGCAGUCGAAGUUUCUGCCUCUGGAACUGUCCCUCGCAGAACCUUUGCACAGAGACACAUCACCGCACUUUCCAUGCAAGGAAAUCUUCCAGACGGGGUAAUGUGUUUGUCACUCUAGGUCAGUGAUAAUUUCUCCUUGCCAAAAUGGCAAAAAGCCCCACCAAUUGUCCAUGAUCAUUCAAGCACUCCCCAAGUGAAAAGUAUUAGAUAACACUUCGCAUCUGAUCCACCAACGCCCAGUUGAACACGAGUCGAGGGGGCAGGUAGUCAUUAUUCUGAUUCAACUACCUCGUAGGGGUGUUGCAUUUGAAACAGCAUUGAUUCUUGAUGUUUAAUGCUUCAUUAAAUAUAGGUAUUUGUAUAUCAAUGAAGAAGAAAGAAAGAAAGAGUAGGUCUUCAUUUUCGAACAGGGGAUGAGUAUUAGUAUGAUUACAUAUUUUAAAUUGAAAUAAACUUCAGAAUUAGGGCUCUUCCCUUCUAAAGGAGAAGUAAAACAAAAUAAAACAUCUUUGUCGUCCUUGGCAAUUAGUUGUAAAUCUUGGUUUCUUCAGAUCUUGUCAGUUUUCAUGCUAAAGCCUUUUUGGAAGAUAGUAUCUACAAUUUCAGCUACGAUAGCUGUAUAUCUUUGUUCAGAUGGUGCUAUUUUUAUGAGGUUUUUAUUCAUUCAGUUGAUCUCGAGGUAGUUCAGGAUCAAUAUCAUCAGGAUGUAACCCUAGUGCAACGAUAUGAUUUUUCAUUCGACCAUUGUACAAUUCAAUGCAUUUACAAACGCACUUGAGGAGUACGCUGCUACUUAUUUUUUUGGGAGUAGAUGACAUUGUUGAUCUGUUACCAGUUAAAUUGGGCAACAUUCCAUGGCCAAGGAGGGUGCUGAGGUAAUAAUACUAAACUGGACAUGAAGUUCAUUACAGUUAUUUAGAUUUUUAACAUCAAGUCAAUAGUUUUGAAGUAUUGUUAUGGGGAAUUAAUUCAGUCAUUUGACUUUAAAGUUACCUUCUGUUUUUUUAGUUACCAGCCCAUAUCUCCUCCUGUAGUCUGAUCAUCCCAUGCAUCAUGGCAUUUAUUUUUGCAGUUUCUCUCUUUUAGCUCUGUAUCUAUCUAUCUGUAUAUAGAGAGAGAAAAGGACGAUGAUCUGUUUUCUUCGCUGC
Zingiber officinale is the source of this 7270-nucleotide messenger RNA. RefSeq lists its product as uncharacterized. The record is from RefSeq and is a predicted model, not a curated record. NCBI's taxonomy places the organism in Eukaryota, Viridiplantae, Streptophyta, Magnoliopsida, Zingiberales, Zingiberaceae. The transcript is spliced from 8 exons. The coding region runs from base 1303 to 6240 and encodes 1645 amino acids.